GGAUGCGGGCGGCCUAGAGACCUCAGUCUCCCUUGCGGCACGCACACACAACUAACUCAGUUCUCUGGGUCUUAAAGUCCAUCUCUGGUCCACAGCUUCCGGGUGUAACUUUUCACUCAUGUUGAAGGCUCCUAUCAUGUGGGCACUGACUGCUGCGUAGCCAGUUUCGAUCGCCUUACUUUGGUUGCUUAUGAGGUAAAUACAUCAAGCAGAACAAAGCAAGUAAGCACUCAAACAAACAUCUCCUUGUUAGGUAAAUACAUCAAGCAGGACAAAGCAAGUAAGCAUACAAACACUUCUCAGACCUCAAACAAACAUCUCCAGGAGCUUUAAUGAACAAACAUUUCUCGGAACUGCUUGUUACACUGUAACUAUCAGGAUCGAUGUGAAUUAAAGCGGAGAGCGGAUGAUGGUUUCAGUAUGAGAGUAGUGGACUCUUGUGCUGAGGCUUUUAUUCUGUGUUUGCCGUCACUGCCAGAGGAACUCCCUCUGCUUCUACAGGGGUCUGAAACUGCUCUGUCUCUUCCAGAUCUGCUGCUGAAUAUGGAGACUUGAUGCUACUUCACAAGGUAAAAAAUAACUUCAAAAUUCAACAUUAAAAGGCACUUAGUGUUUUUUUUAUCUUUCAUUCCAAUAUCAUCAAUAGACAGACUUUAAUCCCUGACCUAAGUUUUCCCUUUUGUGCCACAAUGAUGAUAUUUAUUUGCUACUCUUGAUCAAGAGGAUGAUGAGCACAUUUACCACCAUAACUUUCCUCUGAGGCACAACAACUUAGAAUUCCUCUUGAUGUUUUGAUUUCUGAAUAUACUGUUCAUAAGCUUUUAUUUUUAUUUCCAGGACUUGAAUUGUGCACUUGAAAGACCUGAAGAGGAACAUCACCUGGUGAGAGGUGUGAAGCUUGUGUAGGGGUUUCUUCCAUGGAGCUGUUAAAGCACUGUGGUGGAAAGGGUGGGAUGUUUAAAAUGAGGAGGAAACAUUCUGGGGUUCAUUUCCACUGAUCCACAGAAAAAAAUGGUACUUGCUAUUAUUCAAAAACUCUUGAAUAUUUGUGUUUUAUGUGGGGAACUUCAAUUUUUCAAAGCUGUCACAAGAGGUGAUUGCUUGGUGCUCUGAUUCCAAGGCAGAUACAGUGAUGAUGACAUAGUUCAGCAGAAUAUACUGUGAAGAACAGUUUUGUCUUUCGCUCCUAUCUGACGUGUCUGGCUCUUGUGAUCUCUUGCUGGCAGGUGUAGGCUUGACCAUGAAGGCUGAGGGAAUGGGAUUGAUUAUUUUCUUUUGUUACAGGCCCUGGGAGAUGAAGAUACAAGCUGUGCAAGUAGCCCCCAGUUUUUGGAACUAAACGCUGAUACAGUAUUUCACUAAAACUGUAUUUAUGCUGAAACUUUCUGCUGGCCUCUACCUAACAGCAACUUUUCCUUUACAGGCUUCUGAGGCAUUUCUCAUUGUGAUGUAAGUACUCGUUUUAACUUUGCAAGUAUUAGCAUUAAAAAAAUCUGCCUAGAAAUAAAGUAUUUAACUGCACGUAUGCUGGGAGGGAGGUGCAAGGGGCCAGUGUUUGCUGCUGCUGCUUGCAUCUUGUCCAAUAGCAGAGGAUACUUAGAGGGGAGCUGCUGGCUAAGGCCCAGCCUUGGCAGGCUGGCUUGUGCCAAACUCUUCACUGUGUGCCUGUGGGCUCACGGAGUUGUGCUAUUUGUGUAUUUGCCCUCUUUCCUGUAGCAACCUUAGCCUAAAGCAGAUAGCUGUUGAGUGACUGACAGCGUGAGCUGCCUGUGUGAUGAGACGUGACUGCCCUGACUUCAAUCCUGGAGGUCUGCAAUUAGCUCUAUCUGACUUCAGGCGCCUGACAAGAUUUCAUCCUCGUGUGCUCGCUUCUGCGCUCACCUGACACUUCUCUUUCUUCCAGGACUGCUGCGGUGGAGCUGUGGGGUGAUGCAAUUGGUGGUGCUACCAGCAGAAGUAAGUAGCCAGAAGAUGCAUUUGACUGGUCAGAGCUGGUGCUGGGGAGGUUAUUAGAUGCUGGGCUCUAAUUGUGGUGUAGCUGCAGUGUUAAGCAGAAGGUUCCUUGAUGAUUUUCUUACCUCUACCAGUAGAUCACAGCUUAUCAUCAGAGUUUGGUUACCUGAGGUGCUAGGGAUUGAAUCUCACACUUUGUGACCAAAGGCAUUGAUAAGGUACAAGGAUGGUUGUGAAAGUAAUGGGCAAAGGAGUUUCUGGAAGUCGUGGGGCGCAAGAGUAACAUCAGCAUUGGACUGAGUUUCAUUUUCUUAUGUGUGUAUCCUAGAUUUGAGAAUGAGAGAACUGCUGGAUAUUCUGUGACAUCUGCUUGGUAAGCUGCUUGCUUCUUGGUUGCCAUAAGACUUUUUUUACAACUUGUGAAUAUUAACUUCUUUCUGUAACUGAAAAGCAAUAUUAUGGAGUAGUUGAAAUGAUGUAACUGCUAUGGGCUGCUUGAGUUUCUAGUUAACAAGAAAGAAUGUGUGAUAACCCGCCAGUGCACAUCUUGUCCUAACCAAAACCAGUACAAUUAUUUGGCAUCUAACUUUUUAGAGUUUAAAUUAAGUAGUGGGAUUUAUCAGGGAAUAGCACUGAUCUCAAAUAGUUGGUUUAAUGUGGUAAAUUAUUUGUCUCUAUGGCUGGAUUAAAGCUUCUACGUGAUGUGAAUGAAGAUUGGCUGGGAGUAAGGUCUGAAAUACAGAGGUCAGGUCCUUUAAGGAGGAACAGAAGUAACGAAACAUUAAGCUUCUCUAAGCAUGUACUGUUUGUGAUGAUUUGUUCUAAGCAAUGGGAAUCUCUCUGAAAGAGCCUGAGGAGGACUCUUGCACUGAAACAGUACGCACAUUCAAACUAACUCUUGAAGCACUGCCAAGGAGAGUGUAUUAAUAAAAAUGCACUUGUUACAGAGUGAAGCUUGUGGGCAGUUUGUGUGAAAAACAAGACUAACGUGUCUGAGGGAAGGACCGCGCUGUCUGCAGCCUCACUGGGUAAGGAGGCAGCUUUGAAACUACUGCAAGAAGAACCAAGAAGCUCAAUGACACCUAGAAAGAAGUUACAGGGUCUUGUAGCUGCUACAAUCACUCCAAUGACUCCCGAUGGACAAGUUAACCUUUUGGUGAUUCGUCAAUAUGUGGAUUAUCUCGUAAGCAAGCAGAACGUGAAGAGCGUCUUUGUGAAUGGCACAACAGGAGAAGGACUGUCCCUCAGCAUCCAGGAGAGGAAGCGGUUGGCAGAAGAAUGGGUGUGCCAAGGAAAAGACAAAUUGGAUCAUGUCAUCAUUCAGGUGGGAGCACUAAGUCUGCCAGAGUCCCAAGAGCUGGCAAGACAUGCAGCAGCCAUAGGUGCUAGUGGUAUUGCUGUAAUAGCCCCCUUCUUCUUCAAACCCACAAAUAAAGAUGAGCUCAUUGCUUUCUUAGAGAAGGUUGCGUCUGAGGCCCCUGCGGUUCCAUUUUAUUACUAUCACAUUCCUCCUCUGACGGGUGUAAAGAUUCGCAUUGAAGAGUUGCUGGAUGGAAUAAAAGAGCGGAUCCCCAGCUUCCAGGGUGUGAAGUUCAGCAGCACGGACCUCUUGGACCUUGCACAGUGUAUAAACAAGAAUAAGAGAGAACAGUUUGAAUUUCUUUAUGGGGUGGAUGAGCAACUGUUGAGUGCACUGGCAAUAGGGGCAGAUGGAGCAGUCGGAAGUACAUACAACUAUUUAGGCGGAAAAACCAAUCUGAUGCUGCAAGCCUUUGCAAAGCCAGACCUCGCGUUAGCACGGAAGUAUCAGUUUCUCACUGGGGAAUUUCUCAACUUUGUCAUCAAACUAGGUUUUGGUGUCGCACAGACUAAAGCUGUAAUGACGUUUGUUUCUGGCAUUCCCAUGGGACCCCCGCGGCUUCCGCUCAUUGCCGCCUCUGAGGAGUUCAUUGUCAAGGCCAAAGCGAAGCUGGACAGCAUUGUGUGGCCUAAGGGUGACUGAUGUUCACUUCCCUGUCGAUCUGGAAGCGGAGGCUCCUUUUCUGGUAUUCGCUGUGACGUGGCACGUUCCCCACGUGCUGGGCUGUGAUUUCAGGGAUUUGGCAAUGCGCCUGAGCCCCUUCCUGCCAGGGCCGACCUUGUUGGUGCGUUUUUGUGUAACUUUGCUCCCCCUGGAGCGCUGCACGUCCCAGGACCAGCUGGUAUCUUUUAGUAAAAAAAUUAAACUAGCAAAUUUUCCCCAGUUGGGGGAUCAUGAGUCCUUUUGUCUAGAAAGGAGGAAGAUCCAUCUCUGCCCUCCCCCCAGCCAGAUCAUGCUUUGUCCUCUCCCUUCCUGAGCAUUUCCAGCACUACACGGUGUUUUUACACAUUGAUGUGGAACUGGUUGCUCAAACCGGUAUCUUACUCUUUGUCACAAAGUCACUGGGACACUGACUAUGCAUAUAAAAUCCUGUUUUAAUCUGAGCUCAUUGUCUUUGCACACCUUGAUGGAAAAUAAAAACUUUUUGCAACAGAAAA
This is a messenger RNA of Columba livia (rock pigeon), 4470 nucleotides long. It is a transcript of the gene NPL, whose product is annotated as N-acetylneuraminate pyruvate lyase. NCBI's taxonomy places the organism in Eukaryota, Metazoa, Chordata, Aves, Columbiformes, Columbidae. Gene Ontology annotation, biological process: N-acetylneuraminate catabolic process. The coding region runs from base 3029 to 3955 and encodes 308 amino acids. Gene Ontology annotation, molecular function: N-acetylneuraminate lyase activity. The record is from RefSeq and is a predicted model, not a curated record. The transcript is spliced from 14 exons.